AUGGAAAACCUCUCCGUCGUCGCCGUCGUCGCCAGGCGGGGUACGACAGAGAGUUUGAAAAGGAUAUCGGGGCUUGGGCGGGAGGUGCUUAACUGGACUGGCCAGCAAGCCGUCGUGGCGGUGAUGACGAAAGUCGAAGUCGAGGUCGAAGUCGAAGCAGUGGAAGGCGCUGCGACUGGGGGGGUGCGGGCUGCAUAUGGUCUUGCUGAUCGCUGUUGGCCCGGGCUGGUGUCGACGCAGAAGCACGGAGCAGAACAGCAGCAGUAA
Molecule: messenger RNA, 267 nt
Organism: Clonostachys byssicola
Lineage: Eukaryota; Fungi; Ascomycota; Sordariomycetes; Hypocreales; Bionectriaceae
Source: the annotation of a GenBank genome assembly